Molecule: messenger RNA, 2688 nt
Organism: Anolis sagrei ordinatus
Lineage: Eukaryota; Metazoa; Chordata; Lepidosauria; Squamata; Anolidae
Gene: RUFY1
Product: RUN and FYVE domain containing 1
Biological process (GO): regulation of endocytosis; protein transport
Cellular component (GO): intracellular membrane-bounded organelle; cytoplasm
Molecular function (GO): metal ion binding
Source: RefSeq, a predicted model, not a curated record
UAUCACGUGACACGCCCCCCUCGAGCCAAGAUGGCCGAAGGGGAAGGAGCCGCGGAGCAAAGAGGGGCCCCCGAAGUCCUCGGCGGGGCCCAGGCGCCCGAUACUUCCGAGCUCCCAAGCGACGGCCCGGAGGAGAGUGUGGAAGGCCCGGCCUGGUCGGCGCCCCUCCUCUCUUUGGCCAAGAGGGCCUCGGAAAACUUGGCGGCCGGCUAUGGGAGCGCCUUGAAGUCUGCAGCCUUGGUAGGACUCAUGCCCAAACCCGUCAGCCCUGACAGCGCCGCCAAACAAACCAAAUACCACACGAUGGAAGAACGUUCAAAUCUCAUGAACAUGAUGAAGCUGAGCAUUAAGGUCCUAAUUCAGUCGGCUCUGAGUCUGGGAAGGAUUCUAGAUUCUGACUUUCCUCCUUUGCAACAGUUCUUUGUGGUAAUGGAGCAUUGUCUCAAGCAUGGACUUAAAGCUAAAAAGAGUUUUAUUGGUCAAAACAAAUCCUUCUUUGGACCUCUAGAACUGGUGGAAAAACUUUGUCCAGAAGCAUCAGAUUUAGCAACAAGUGUGAGAAAUCUGCCAGAAUUAAAGACUCCUGUAGGAAGAGGCAGAGCUUGGCUUUAUCUUGCAGUGAUGCAAAAGAAACUGGCAGACUACCUGAAAGUACUCUUGGACCACAAGCAUUUGCUGAGUGAAUUUUAUGAGUCUGAUGCCUUGAUGAUGGAAGAGGAAGGAGCUGUGAUGGUGGGUCUCCUUGUGGGACUGAAUGUCAUUGAUGCAAAUCUCUGCUUAAAAGGAGAAGAUCUGGAUUCCCAGGUUGCAGUGAUUGAUUUUUCCCUCUACCUUAAGGAUACACAAAGCACUGACAAUGGCAAAGAAGAUGGAGGAAUCACUGCUGUGCUUGAUCAGAAACAUUAUGUGGAAGAACUUAACCGUCAUCUAAGUUGUACGGUUGGAGACCUUCAAACCAAGAUAGAGAGCUUAGAGAAGACCAAUUCAAAGCUUCAGGAAGAGUUGACAGCAGCAACAGAUCGGAUCCGGGCACUUCAGGAUGAGCAGCAGGAGCUGAGGCAGCAAAAUGAACAAAUCCGUGAACGAAGUGAGAAACAUGUAGAGGUGACUAAAGAAGACACGAAAGUUGAACUGGAAACUUAUAAGCAGACACGGCAAGGCUUGGAUGAGAUGUAUAGUGAUGUCUGGAAACAACUGAAAGAGGAAAAACGUAUUCGAAUGGAGCUGGAGAAAGAGCUAGAGCUACAAAUUGGAAUGAAAACUGAAAUGGAAAUUGCCAUGAAACUGCUGGAGAAAGAUACUCAUGAGAAGCAAGACACUUUAGUUGCCCUUCGUCAGCAGCUAGAAGAAGUCAAAGCUAUCAAUUUGCAGAUGUUUAACAAAUCUCAGAAUACAGAGACUACUUUACAGCAGAAGAAAGAAGCAAUAUCAUCCUUUGAAGGCAAAGCAAAUCAAAUGAUUGCUUCUAUGAAACAAAUGGAAGACAGGCUUCAGCAUGCAGAAAAGGCCAAGAGGGAUGCAGAAGAGAAAAGCGUCAAACUGAAAAGGGAACUAAGCAGCAGAAUUGAGAUCCUGAAGCAACAACUAAGUCAGCUGGAUAGCAAGUGUUCAACUCUUGAGAAAGAAUUAAAAUCUGAGAAAGAGCAGCGACAGACUCUGCAACAGCAGCUGCAUCAAGAGAAAGAUACUACCACUUUGCUAAAAACAGAACUACAACAAGUGGAAGGCUUGAAAAAAGAAUUAAGAAAACUGCAAGAAGAGAAGCAGCAGUUAGAAAAGACCUGUGAAGAACAAGAACAGGCCCUUCAAGAAAUGGGGCUUCAUCUUAGCCAAUCCAAACUUAAGAUGGAAGAUAUUAAAGAAGUAAACAAGGCAUUAAAGGGCCACACUUGGCUUAAAGAUGAUGAAGCAACCCACUGUAAGCAGUGUGAGAAAGAGUUCUCCAUCUCAAGAAGAAAGCACCAUUGUCGAAACUGUGGACACAUCUUUUGCAACACGUGUUCCAGCAAUGAACUGGCACUUCCAUCUUAUCCAAAGCCUGUACGAGUUUGUGACACUUGCCACACUUUAUUGCUUCAGAGGUGUUCAUCAAAUUCUUCCUAAAGUAACUAGUUUGUUUUAGGAGAACCAUGUGUAAUAAUCUUAUUUAACAGGUCUUUUGUGGAAUCGAAUUUGCACCAUUGUUCAUCACAUAAUUUUUAUGGUCGUUUGUCAAGUUGGGAUGAGAGAAAAGAACAUUUAUAAUGGGGCUUACAGAAAUUAUGGCAACUAAAUAUUUUGCAUAGAUUAAGUGCCAGAAAAUGUUAUGACCUAAAAUGUUCUCAAAAUGCUGCAACUCUUGAGAAUGUGCAGUCAUACCUUUGUUUAUAAAUUACCAAAAAGAUCUAUUUGUAUUUAACUUUGUACUUGACAUUUGUACAUUUGAUCUCUAAAAACAAAUUACUUUUCUGAACACUUAAGUCUUGUGGAUCUACCUACUCUGGAAGUUUCACUUAAAAUUCCCUCUAGAUUUGUAUGUAGUCAAAGCUGAACAGGUCAGCAACUUAAAAAGUGUCCCCAAGGAAGACUUUUUUAAAGCAAUGUAUAAAUGAAUGUGCCUUCUCGCUAUACUUCAGCAGAAAAUAUAGAUUGUUUCUAAAGCACCUAUGAAAUACUAAUAAUGCAAUAAAGACUUAAGAUGGAAUUAAA